This is a messenger RNA of Gongylonema pulchrum, 843 nucleotides long. The record is from the annotation of a GenBank genome assembly. Lineage: Eukaryota; Metazoa; Nematoda; Chromadorea; Rhabditida; Gongylonematidae.
AUGUUUUUUCAGGUAGUUGAUAAGGUCACAGGCGCACGAUUACCAUAUGUGGCAUGCUUUGCUUGCAAAGUUCUGUACACUGAUACGGGUGGUGGGACAGGCAACAUGACGCGCCACAGAUGCCCAAUUGGAAGCAGCUACCGGGAUAAUAGCACAGGUGCUGUUGGCGACACCGGGCAGCACUGUUCCGAAACUGGCGGAGGAGGCCAGUUGUCUCCUGACAACUUUGGCGCAUAUAGAAAGGAGUCGCCAGCGCCAUCUUCAAGCUUCCACGGAUCUCUAACGGCGCAGUCCUCGUUUGAAACAUCAUUUACGGAUAACGACCGUCGAUUAUUUUGUAAUGCAAUUGUGCGUUGCUGCGCUGCUGAUUUGCUUCCUCCUACCAUUUUCCAAGGUGAGGGGAUAUACGGCUUGAUUGAAACAGCAUUAUCAAUUGGUCGGCAUUAUCGAUGGCCAGAACGCCAGUCCAUUGCAACGCUUAUUCCUGAUAUCUUCGCUUUAAACUUGGUGAUUGAAGAAAGUAGUGCAAUGGUUUUGUCUGAAUUAACUGCCGAAAUAAGCCAGAUUGCGCGCACAUCCGGUUUCUCGUUUUCCGUGGAACGAAUGACCAUUGAGGACGAGAUUGCUGUUGUCUCGGCGAAUUACAUUACAGCGGACUGGAAGUACAAACAUCGUGUGAUGAAUGUGAGCACAUUCGAGAAGAUAAGUGAUGGCUUGGAAACACUGCUACGGGAAAUCGGCGAAACGAAGAGGAUGGCUUAUGUGACGGAGAAUAUCCAUUGUUCUGGUGACCAGGCACAUCUCUCUUGCAUAUGCUACACCUUAAACAAUGUAAUUUUGUAG